AUGGAAGCAGCAAACAAAACACGUGUUCCAGAAUUUAUCCUCCUGGGACUUUCAGAAGAAGUAUUACUGCAGUCUCUCCUCUUUGGAGUGUUUCUAUCCAUGUACUUGGUCACCUUCACUGGCAACCUCCUUAUUAUAGUGGCUAUCAUCACUGUCCCUCAUCUUCAUACUCCCAUGUACUUCUUCCUCUGUAAUCUCUCCUUCACAGACAUCUGUUUCACUUCUACCACCAUCCCAAAGAUGCUGCUGAACAUCCACACUCAAAAAAAAGUCAUAACCUAUGAAGCCUGCUUAAGCCAGAUGUAUUUUUACAAUCUUUUUGGAGGCUUAGACAGCUUCCUCUUGACAGUGAUGGCCUAUGAUCGCUUUGUGGCCAUCUGCCACCCCCUGCACUACAUAGUCAUGAUGAACCCCAAGUUUUGUGGUAUCCUGCUUCUGGCUUCCUGGUUACUCAGUGCACUGGUGGCUUUAUUACAAGACUUAAUGCUUUUGCAACUGUCUUUCUGUACAGACUUAGAAAUACCUCACUUUUUCUGUGAACUUAAUCAGGUAAUCCGACUUGCUUGUUCUGACACUUUCCUUAAUGAUGUAGUCAUGUAUUUUGCCACUGGAAUUAUAGGUUCCAUUCCAAUCACUGGCAUCUUCUUCUCCUACUGUAAGAUUAUAACCUCCAUUUUGAGAAUUUCAUCAGCUAAUGGCAAGUAUAAAGCCUUUUCCACAUGUGGGUCUCACCUCUCAGUUGUCUCCCUGUUUUAUGGUACAGGCUUUGGAGUCUAUCUCAGUUCAGCUGCUACUGAAAACUCCAGGGAUAAUGCAAUAGCUUCAGUGAUGUACACUGUGGUGACUCCCAUGCUGAACCCUUUCAUCUAUGGUCUGAGGAACAGAGAUAUAAAACAAGCCCUAGAAAAGCUUUUGAACUGA
Messenger RNA from Condylura cristata (star-nosed mole), 921 nucleotides. Its product is annotated as olfactory receptor 7C1-like. The transcript has a single exon. Gene Ontology annotation, cellular component: membrane. NCBI's taxonomy places the organism in Eukaryota, Metazoa, Chordata, Mammalia, Eulipotyphla, Talpidae. Bases 1 to 921 code for a protein of 306 amino acids. The record is from RefSeq and is a predicted model, not a curated record. Gene Ontology annotation, molecular function: G protein-coupled receptor activity; olfactory receptor activity. Gene Ontology annotation, biological process: G protein-coupled receptor signaling pathway.